Microcebus murinus (gray mouse lemur) is the source of this 2004-nucleotide messenger RNA. The record is from RefSeq and is a predicted model, not a curated record. Lineage: Eukaryota; Metazoa; Chordata; Mammalia; Primates; Cheirogaleidae.
CGGCGGGCGCGGCCGGACGGGAGUUCCCCAGAGAAGGAACCUUCAGCCCCGAGUCCCGUAUAGGACAAAGCUUGGGGUUCAUUCUCCUUCCCUGGAUCCCCCCACUCCCCUACCCUCAGUCCCCAGGCUUCCCCAAUCGGGGGGACCCAGCGCCAGGACGCUGCUAUGGACGACAUUUUCACUCAGUGCCGGGAAGGCAAUGCUGUUGCCGUUCGCCUGUGGCUGGACAACACGGAGAACGACCUCAACCAGGGAGGGUCUCCACAGAGGAAGCAGUGUGGAACUCUUCUUCAGCAGUCAAGAUUCUGCUCAAAUCUGCCUCCCUGAACUGCAUGGGCAAAGGCUAGGAGGCAAGACACAGAGCGGAGAGUGCCACGAAAUUGUCUGGAGUCCCCUAUGGCUGGAAGAUAGAAGAUCUCUGUGGGCAGAAGUAUUGGGUACAAGUGGAAAAGGACAGACGAUAACACUGGAGAGGGACGAUCAUGGCUUCUCCCCGUUGCACUGGGCCUGCCGAGAGGGCCGCUCUGCUGUGGUUGAGAUGCUGAUCAUGCGGGGGGCACGGAUCAAUGUAAUGAACCGUGGGGAUGACACCCCUCUGCACCUGGCAGCCAGUCAUGGACACCGUGAUAUUGUACAGAAGCUGUUGCAGUACAAAGCUGACAUCAAUGCAGUGAAUGAGCAUGGGAAUGUGCCCCUGCACUAUGCCUGUUUUUGGGGCCAAGACCAGGUGGCAGAGGACCUGGUAGCAAAUGGAGCCCUUGUCAGCAUCUGUAACAAGUAUGGAGAGAUGCCUGUGGACAAAGCCAAGGCCCCCCUCAGAGAGCUUCUCCGAGAGCGGGCAGAGAAGAUGGGCCAGAAUCUCAACCGUAUUCCAUACAAGGACACAUUCUGGAAGGGGACCACCCGCACUCGGCCCCGAAAUGGAACUCUGAACAAACACUCCGGCAUUGACUUCAAACAGCUCAACUUCCUGGCAAAGCUCAACGAAAAUCACUCUGGAGAGCUAUGGAAAGGCCGCUGGCAGGGGAAUGACAUUGUCAUUAAGGUGCUGAAGGUUCGAGACUGGAGUACAAGGAAGAGCAGGGACUUCAAUGAGGAAUGUCCUCGGCUCAGGAUUUUCUCGCAUCCAAAUGUGCUCCCGGUGUUAGGUGCCUGCCAAUCUCCACCUGCUCCUCACCCCACCCUAAUCACACACUGGAUGCCAUAUGGAUCCCUCUACAAUGUACUACAUGAAGGCACCAAUUUUGUUGUGGACCAGAGCCAGGCUGUGAAGUUUGCUUUGGAUAUGGCAAGGGGCAUGGCCUUCCUUCACACAUUAGAGCCUCUCAUUCCGAGACAUGCACUUAAUAGCCGUAGUGUAAUGAUUGAUGAGGACAUGACUGCCAGAAUCAGCAUGGCCGAUGUCAAGUUCUCUUUCCAGUGCCCUGGACGCAUGUAUGCACCUGCCUGGGUAGCCCCUGAAGCUCUGCAGAAGAAGCCUGAAGACACAAACAGACGGUCAGCAGACAUGUGGAGUUUUGCAGUGCUUCUGUGGGAACUGGUGACACGGGAAGUACCCUUUGCUGACCUCUCCAAUAUGGAGAUUGGAAUGAAGGUGGCACUGGAAGGCCUUCGGCCUACUAUCCCACCAGGUAUUUCUCCCCAUGUGUGUAAGCUCAUGAAGAUCUGCAUGAAUGAAGACCCUGCUAAGCGACCCAAAUUUGACAUGAUUGUGCCUAUCCUGGAGAAGAUGCAGGACAAGUAGGACUGGAAGGUCCUUGCCUAAACUCCGGAGAUGUCAGGACAUGGUUGGGGGAGUGCACCUCCCCAAAGCAGCAGGCUUCUGGUUGCCUCCCCUGCCGCCAGUCAUGGUACUACCCCAGCCAUGGGGCCCAUCCCCUGCCCCCAUCCCUUACACUGUGGCCCCAAAAGGGCCUGGGCUCAGAGCUUUGUCACUUGCCACACGGUGUCUCCCAACAUGGGAGAGAUCAGCCCCGCCUGUCACAAUAAAGUUUAUUAUGAAAA